CUCUCAAUUAUUAGCCUUAUAAUGAUAAAAUUCACAGCCACGAAAGAAAUUACUAACCCUUUUCACUGUCCCAUCUUCAACCCCUUUGUCUUUAUGUAACAUGUUAUCUUUCUUGUCUCCGCCCCAUUCUCUCUUCUGGGUACUCCUUUUUCUCCGUUCUAAGCUAACCCUUUUGAGUAAACCAUCUGAAUUUCCGAUCUGUUGCUCUGUAGUUUGCAGUGCCUGACCCCAUUGGAGCGUGGAUUGAAUAAAUGAAGGGAGCUGUGAUAGUGGCUCUUGCAGCUUCCAUUGGAAACUUUCUUCAAGGAUGGGAUAAUGCCACCAUUGCUGGGGCUAUGGUGUACAUAAAGAAGGACAUGGCUCUGAAUUCUUCAGUGGAAGGACUUGUAGUGGCGAUAUCACUGAUAGGAGCAACGAUUAUUACGACGUGCUCAGGACCGAUAGCAGAUUGGGUCGGUCGACGUCCAAUGCUGAUACUGUCAUCACUGCUUUAUUUUAUAAGUGGUUUGAUCAUGUUGUGGUCGCCUAAUGUGUUUAUAUUGUGCAUAGCUAGGCUGUUGGAUGGAUUUGGGAUUGGUCUUGCUGUUACUCUUGUACCAGUUUAUAUUUCUGAGACUGCCCCAUCAGAUAUAAGAGGAUUGUUGAAUACUCUCCCACAGUUUACUGGAUCUGGUGGCAUGUUCAUAUCUUAUUGUAUGGUAUUUUCUAUGUCGUUGUCGGUCUCGCCGAGCUGGAGAGUAAUGCUCGGAGUUCUUUCGAUCCCCUCCGUCCUAUAUUUUAUACUAACCAUGUUUUUCUUGCCUGAAUCUCCUCGGUGGCUUGUUAGUAAAGGCAAGAUGCUCGAGGCGAAAAAGGUUCUCCAGAGACUCCGUGGCAUAGAGGAUGUUUCAGGUGAGAUGGCUUUGCUGGUGGAAGGUCUUGGGAUUGGGGGGGAGACAUCCAUAGAAGAGUAUAUAAUAGCACCUGCUGAAGGGUUAGAUGGGGAGAGUGCUGCUGAUCAUAGAGAUAAAAUCAGGUUAUAUGGACCUGGUGAAGGCCUAUCUUGGAUUGCUAAGCCUGUCACAGGACAGAGUUCUCUUGCCCUUGCAUCCCGGCAAGGAAGUAUGGUCAAUAAAAGUAUGGCUCUUAUGGACCCUCUUGUCACCCUCUUUGGUAGUGUUCAUGAGAAGCUCCCGGAGUCCGGGAGCAUGCUUUUUCCGAAUUUUGGCAGCAUGUUCAGCACGGUCGAACCUCACGUGAAAAACGAGCAAUGGGACGAGGAGAGCCAGAGAGGAGAUGACUAUACAUCAGAGGCUGCUGGAAUGGACUCGGAUGACAAUGUGCAUAGUCCACUGAUUUCACGACAGGCAACCAGCAUGGAUAAAGACAUUGUUCCUCCUCCUUCCCAUGGCAGUAUUUUCAGUGUGAGGCACCAUAGUAGUUUCUUGCAAGGAAGUUCCGACGCAAUCGGUAAUACUGGCAUCGGUGGAGGCUGGCAGUUAGCAUGGAAAUGGUCCGAGAAAGGCGAGGACGGAAAGGAGGGUGGAUUUAAACGUAUUUAUUUGCACCAGGAGGACAUUCCUGCACCUCGACGUGGUUCGAUUCUUUCUCUUCCUGGUGAAGAUGUGUAUGCAGAAGGUGAGUUCAUCCAGGCUGCAGCCUUGGUUAGCCAGCCUGCUCUUUUCUCUAAGGAGCUUAAAGAUCAGCGCCCGGUCGGCCCUGCAAUGGUUCAUCCAUCCGAAACAGUAUCGAAAACUCCCAUAUGGUCCGCUCUCCUCGAACCAGGCGUUAAGCAUGCUCUAAUUGUAGGAAUUGGAAUCCAGAUUCUUCAGCAGUUUUCCGGGAUCAACGGAGUUCUUUACUACACACCUCAAAUUCUUGAAGAGGCUGGUGUUGAAGUUCUGCUAUCAAACAUGGGCAUUGGUUCUGAAUCUGCAUCGUUCCUGAUCAGUGCAGUCACAACCUUUCUGAUGCUUCCCUGUAUAGGUGUGGCCAUGAGGCUCAUGGAUAUUUCAGGCAGAAGGCGCCUCUUACUGGCUACCAUCCCGGUGCUAAUAGUAUCGCUCGUCGUUCUUGUCGUGUUUGAGCUUGUUACGGUGAGCACCAUGGUGAAUGCAGCAAUCUCAACCAUAUGUGUAGUUGUUUACUUUUGCAUCUUUGUGAUGGCAUAUGGACCAAUUCCAAACAUCCUUUGCUCGGAAAUUUUCCCGACGAGGGUCCGUGGCCUCUGCAUUGCGGUUUGCGCAAUGGUAUUCUGGAUCGGAGAUAUAAUUGUUACCUACACUCUACCCCUAAUGCUUAGUGCUAUUGGUCUUGCUGGUGUCUUUGGCGUCUAUGCAGUCGUGUGUAUAGUUUCAUGGAUUUUCGUCUACUUGAAAGUCCCAGAAACCAAAGGCAUGCCGCUCGAGGUCAUCGCCGAGUUCUUCUCUGUUGGCGCUAGACAGGCUGCUAAAGUUGCUAAGAAUUGAGUCGAGGAAGUUGCAUAUGGCUACAAAAAGUUCAUCUGCUGCAUUAAGGGAUGAACAGGAGGAGGAGCACAUAGCUGCAAGCCCAGAUUCUUUUCCUUUCUUGAAUUCUGCUUUAAGUUUAUGUACUUUGUAUGCACUAACAUUUAGAUUUUUAGUUUGAUUUUAAUGUAACAUAAGUUGGUUCAGAAAUUUUGGAU
Cucurbita maxima (winter squash) is the source of this 2644-nucleotide messenger RNA. Its product is annotated as monosaccharide-sensing protein 2-like. Bases 252 to 2447 code for a protein of 731 amino acids. Gene Ontology annotation, biological process: transmembrane transport. Gene Ontology annotation, molecular function: myo-inositol:proton symporter activity. Gene Ontology annotation, cellular component: membrane. Lineage: Eukaryota; Viridiplantae; Streptophyta; Magnoliopsida; Cucurbitales; Cucurbitaceae. The record is from RefSeq and is a predicted model, not a curated record. The transcript is spliced from 5 exons.